AGGCACAAGCUCUACAAAAUGCGGUUGCUGCCGCAGCAGCGUCUCAGACGUACAUAACACAAGGAUGUUGCCAUCCUUGCAUAAGGCCCGAAAUACCUGGUACAGCACGUACUUUCGCUACGAUGCGAACGCAGCAACCAGGAUCCCUUCCCGAGUACCAAAUCGAUCCGUACGCCUUGCUUGAAGACGACCUCAAAGAUGUAUAUGUGUAUAUAAGAAAUGCGCUAAGGAGAAACACAUUCCAGGAUAAUUUAUAUGAAAUAGCAACAUAUUACUUCGAUGGACAUGGAAAAGCUCUGCGACCAAUGGUUACAAUUUUAAUGGCAAAAGCAAUCAACUCACAUAUGUAUAAAGAAAACAGUGGUCUUUUGUCGUCGCAAAGAGAAGUAGCGAUGAUAUCAGAAAUGAUCCACACAGCCUCACUUGUUCACGACGAUGUCAUCGAUCAGUCAGACUUUCGAAGGGGUAAACCUAGUGUUAAUGUCAAAUGGAACCACAAAAAAGUCACAAUGGCAGGUGAUUUUAUUUUAGCGGUAGCAUCCAUGUUGAUCGCUAGGUUAAGAAACAAUGAUGUCACGUCAGUACUUAGUCAAGUUGUUACAGAUCUAGUCCAAGGAGAAUUUAUGCAGUUAGGAUCGAAAGAAACAGAAAACGAACGAUUUGCUCACUAUCUACAAAAAACGUAUAGAAAAACUGCAUCGUUAAUCGCCAACUCACUGAAAGCAGUUGCGAUUUUAGCAGAAGCAGAUGAAAACUUAACUGAUAUUUCAUAUCAGUAUGGAAGAAAUUUGGGAAUAGCUUUUCAAUUAGUAGAUGACCUGUUGGAUUUCGUGUCUUCUUCCGAAGCUAUGGGCAAACCGACAGCAGCAGAUUUAAAAUUGGGUUUGGCCACAGCUCCUGUUUUGUUUGCAUGUGAGAAGUAUCCUGAACUCAACCCAAUGAUAAUGAGAAGGUUUCAAGAACCAGGAGAUGUAGAAAAAGCAUUUGAAUUAGUGCACAAAUCCAGAGGACUUGAACAGACACAAUUUUUAGCACGACAACAUUGCCAAGAAGCAGUUCGACUCGCUAGUCUCAUAGAACAGAGUUCAUAUCAAAAGGGUUUGAUAGUAACAGCGGACUAUGUCCUAAACCGGAUGAAAUAG
Diabrotica balteata is the source of this 1142-nucleotide messenger RNA. Lineage: Eukaryota; Metazoa; Arthropoda; Insecta; Coleoptera; Chrysomelidae. The record is from the annotation of a GenBank genome assembly.